AUGGCGGACUCUGAGUUGCCCACCCGUCCCAAGCCCGAGGAGACCCCCGCGGCCGCUCCCGCCGAGGGCGAGACCAAGAAUGCUAGCAAGAACGCUGCUAAGAAGGCCGCGAAGGAGAAGGCUAAGGCUGAGAAGGCCGCUGCACGAGCUGCCCAGGAGAAGGCUCAGGCCGCCGCUCAGGAAGCCAACGACACAGCUAAGGACCUCUACGGCCCGCUCCCCGAGACCGAGGACGUCAUCUCUUCCACCCGAUUCAGCCAAUUGACAGAAGAUUCUUACGAGAAGGAGGUCACCGUUGUCGCGCGUGUCGACAAUGCCCGUGUCCAGAGUGCCAAGCUGGCUUUCUUGAUGCUGCGCCAGCAGGGUCAGAAGGUCCAGGCCGUCAUUGCCGCCGCCGAGCCCAUUUCCCGCCAGAUGAUCAAGUACACCGGUGGAUUGAACGUCAACUCGAUCAUCCAGGUCACUGGUAUUGUGAAGAAGCCUGAGAUCCCGAUCUCCUCCGCGUCCAUCCAGAAUCUGGAGCUCCACAUUCGCAAGGUUUACAUGAUCUCCGAGGCUGCGCAAAUGCUGCCCAUGCAGGUCAAGGAUGCUGAGCGCCCGCCCCCUACCGAAGAGAAGGAGAACGAGGUUGACGAGUCCGGUGCUCCCAUCGUUACUCUUAAGACUCGUCUUGACAACCGAGUUCUGGACCUCCAGACCGAGACCAGCCAGGCUAUCACCUGGAUUUCCAGCGGUGUUGCAGAGCUCUUUGCUGAAUACAUGAUCAAGAGCGGCUCGCGAUGGAUCUUCACUCCCAAGUUGGUCGGUGCAGCCACUGAGGGUGGUAGCAACGUCUUCGAGGUCAAGUACUUCAAGCGCAUGGGUUACCUGGCCCAGAGCCCCCAGCUGUACAAGCAGAUGUGUAUUGCUGGUGACAUGGAGAACGUCUUCGAGAUUGCCCCAGUGUUCCGUGCCGAGGACAGCAACACUCACCGUCACUUGACUGAGUUCGCCGGUCUCGAUUUCGAGAAGACCUUUGAGAAGCACUACCACGAGGUUUUGGAGUUCGCUGAGGACCUGCUGGUCUUCAUCCUGGGUCAACUCAAGGCCCGCUACGCCGCCCAGAUUGCUAUUAUUCAGAAGUCCUACCCCAAGGCCGGUGACUUCAAGCUGCCCAAGGAUGGCAAGGCUCUGCGCUUAAACUACAUGGACGGUGUCGAGCUGCUGAAGGCCGCUGGCGUUGACAUGUCCGAGCAGGAGCGUUUCGAGAACGAUUUCUCCACUGCCCAGGAGAAGCAGCUCGGCCAGAUCAUCCGUGAAAAGUACGAUACUGAUUUCUACGUGCUGGACAAGUUCCCCAUGGCUGUCCGUCCCUUCUACACCAAGGCCGACCCCAAGGAUGCCCGCUUCUCUAACUCUUACGACUUCUUCAUGCGUGGUGAGGAGAUCAUGUCCGGUGCUCAGCGUAUCAACAACAUUGAUGAGCUGGAGGCAUCCAUGCGCUCCAAGGGUCUCGACCCCACCCAGGAGGGCUUCGAGGAUUACCUCAACGCUUUCCGACAGGGAUGUCCUCCCCACGCCGGUGGUGGUCUCGGUCUGAACCGUAUUGUUAUGUUCUUCCUUGGCCUGCCCAACGUUCGCUUGGCAUCGCUGUUCCCUCGUGAUCCCCAGCGUCUGCGUCCUUAG
Messenger RNA from Penicillium pulvis, 1665 nucleotides. RefSeq names its product putative aspartyl-tRNA synthetase Dps1 (gene dps1). Gene Ontology annotation, molecular function: RNA binding; ATP binding; aspartate-tRNA ligase activity. Gene Ontology annotation, cellular component: cytoplasm; aminoacyl-tRNA synthetase multienzyme complex; cytosol. Bases 1 to 1665 code for a protein of 554 amino acids. Gene Ontology annotation, biological process: aspartyl-tRNA aminoacylation. The record is from RefSeq and is a predicted model, not a curated record. Lineage: Eukaryota; Fungi; Ascomycota; Eurotiomycetes; Eurotiales; Aspergillaceae. The transcript is spliced from 2 exons.